UCUCUCUCUCUCUCUUUCCCUCGCCAGCUGUUUCAUCUCCGCCUGUCUCUCAACGCCAUUAACGCCCAUUCUCUCUUUACUCAUUCCUCGAGCCCUUAGAUCCACGCGUGGAAUUCCCUACAUUGGCGUUGCUGAUUGGGUGAUAUCGCUCCCGAUCCGUUCGUUUCUGCAGCCGCUGGAUCUGAGUCACCGGCGUCGGUUCCUGUAAGUUUAAUCUCCCUGAUCCCGUAAGAUCUUCAAUUCUUCUCAUUUUUGUUCUCUCGGUUAGAAAUUCAGAUAUCAAACAAAUUGUCGGCCAUUUCAUUAAUUUAUAUUCGUUGUGUCCGAUCGCGUGGGAUUUGGGAAUUAGUCUUGUCCGUGACAAUGACGGCGGAGGUGGAUGCGCGUGGAAUUGGCGAGGUUGCAAAGGGUGAAGUUGAGGAGAAGUGUAAUCCGCAGAGAGAAAACAACGGGGUUGUGAUGGUUAAUGCGAACAGUGCGAGUACUAAGGACGACUCCGACGGCUCUUACGUGUUCGUAAGUGGAAGCGACGCCAUUUCUGACUGUCACGUUGAGCCGUCGGAUCUCAAUGAGGAUGUGGAGCACGUGGAGAAUGUCGGUGCGGGUAGAGUUGCCGAGCUGAAGGUGGUUGAGAAUGGCGGUGGUUUGGGGGGUUCGGAUUGUGGAAUUAAUGAGGGAGAGGGCGACGGUAUUAAGGAGGAGAAUGGGACGGAGGCUGUUGUGGAAUCUGAGCCGCAGCGGCCCGUGGUUGAAGAGCAAAUCAAGGUUAAUGUUGAGGAGUCUUCUGGGGAUGCCCAAGAGAUUAACAGAUCACAACCUGUGGUUUCGGGUGCUGCUGAGUCUGAAUUAUAUGAAUCAUCAACGCAGGCCGAUGAUGGCAAGGCGGAGGAUAAUAAUUCAGACUCAGCUGCUGAAUCUGAGCCUCAAGCGAUUGAUGGCCAAGAGAAGAAGGUUGAAGAGGAGGAAAAGAAACCAGAUUCGUCAACAGACGGGAAAGAUAACCACGAAUUUCAGGAUAUAGUUAACGUAGAUAUUCAAAAUGAUUUGGAUCAGGAGAGGGAAGCACGGGAAAUGGAGACCAAUGAGGUUCCUGUGGAAGGUGGUGCACCAGGGGCCCUUGUGGGAGACUUGGAGACGAAAAACCAGGCAACUGCUCCUUGUCCUGUGAAUCAUACAGAAUUAGAAAGAGAAUUUGGUGAUAGCGGUCCUGUCUCUGAUGAAAACGGGGAUGGUUCACCUGCCAAUCACGCUCAAGAUAGCCCUUCAGAAACCGUUGAUGGCCAUCAAAAGGCAGUUGAACAAAAUGGGUCUUCUGAAAAUACCGAAAGCUUGCCCUCCCCAUUUAUUUUUGGGAAUGCAGCUUCUAAUGAGAUUCCUGUGGAAGCGAACUCGAGGGAACAUGAGGUGGACUUGGAACAGACUUCAAAAACAUCUUCAUUUCAAGUAGCUGAUACACAGUUUGAAACAGAAGCUGUGCCUGAUGAAAAUGGAGAUCGCUUGCCUACCGAUCAUGCUCAGGAUGGCAUUUCAGAGAACUUUGUUGAGAAUGACUUGGUUGAUGCCAGUCAAAACACACCCGAACAUAAUGGGUCUUCUCAAAACGUGCAAUGCUUGCCCUCCCCUGUUGCAUGUGCAGUUAUUCCUGUUGAAAGUGGCAAAAGUUUCCCAAGUGCUCCCGACAAUCAUACCGAAGAUGAUGCUGGGAAUGAGGCUUCUUCAAUUAUGGAGAAGCUUCCAACUUGCGUUGCUGAUGAUGAGAGGCCAGAGACUGAAGUUGGGAACUUAUGUUCAAAGAGAAGCGAAAGUACUGAUUCUUGUCCGGCUGAAUAUACAAAAUUAGAAAUCCAGGUUGAGAAUAGCCUUAAUGAAGCUAUUAAAGAUGAGAAUGGCCCUGAUGAAUGUAUUAAAGCCGAGCAAGGCCCUGCUGAAACCAUUGAAGGUGCGAAUGGCCCUGAUGAAACCAUUGGGGGUGAGAAUGGCCCUGAUGAAACCAUUGAAAGUGAGAAUGGCCCUGAUGACACUAUUAAAGCUGAGAAUGGCCCUGAUGAAACCAUUGAAGGUGAGGAUGGCCCUGAUGAAACUAUUAAAGCUGAGAAUGGCCCUGAUGAAACCAUUGAAUGUGCGAAUGGCCCUGAUAAAACCAUUGAAGAAGAGAAUGGCCCUGAUGAAACUAUUGAAGCGGAGAAUUGCCCUGAUGAAACCAUUGAAUGUGCGAAUGGCCGUGAUGAAACCGUUGAAGGCAAGAAUGGCCCUGGUGAAACUAUUAAAGCUGAGAAUGGCCCUGAUGAAACCAUUGAAGGUGAGAAUGGCCCUGAUGAAACUAUUAAAGCUCAGAAUGGCCUUGAUUAUACCAUUUUAAGUUGCCAUGCUGAUGAUGCAAGAUCAGAAACUGAGGCUGGUUCUGUUGCCAUUGAUUCUGAAGAAAAAGUGUCUGACUUUUCAAGUGAUGCGGUGAAGAUAGAAUCCGGAAUUUCAAGUGGGGUCAUUGAUUGUGCUGAUGGCCAGCCUCAUUCUGUUUCUGCUACAAAUGUGGAACCUCAUGUAAAUGGUUUGGUUGAAAAUGAAUCCUCUACUAGUCUAGGUGCUUAUGUGAAAUCAGAGUCUGAAGUUGCGAGAUCAGAAACUGAGGCUGGUUCUGUUGCCAUUGAUUCUGAAGAAAAAGUAUCUGACUUUUCAAGUGAUGCCGUGAAGAUAGAAUCCGGAAUUUCAAGUGGGGUCAUUGAUUGUGCUGAUGGCCAGUCUCAUUCUGUUUCUGCUACAAAUGAGGAACCUCAUGUAAAUGGUUUGGUUGAAAAUGAAUCCUCUACUAGUCUAGGUACUGAUGUGAAAUCAGAGUCUGAAGUUGAAAAUAUGCCCAUAAGAAGUAGCAGGGAUAUACCAUGUGAUGAUGAUUCUGAAUCUGAAUCCAAGGUUCCGGAUGUCUCUGCUAAUUUGACUGAAAUUGCAGUAGACAGUGUGCCAGAUGCUGUAGAUGUUGAAGAUGGAGUUGAUCAGUCCACUGGUAUAGAUAGUCGUGACAAACCAACAUUUCAAGGAACUGAGGGCAUUGCUGUGGUUCAUGGUGAUGAAACCUCAACAACUUCCCCAGACGGUUCCAACAUUGAUGCUUUGGAAGGACCGUACUAUUUAAUCAGGAUCCCAAGAUAUGAUGACGGAAACAUAAGAGAACAGAUCAAACAUGCUCAGUUACAAGUUGAUGAGAAGACUCGAAGCCGGGAUGCUAUUCGAGCUGAAAUCCAAAUGCAAAGGGCCAUUUGGAAGGAGUAUGGUGAAAAUUUUGAAGCUGCCAUGUCGGAAGAGAAAGCUGCGAGAAACUUGCUUAGGUCCAAACGCCAGGAGAUGGAUUCGGCUCAAUCUGAGAUUAACAGAGUGAAGAAUGCAAUUUCUGUUGAGGAUAUUGAUGGCAGGAUACGAAAUAUGGAACAUGCGAUUCAACAUGAGACCCUGCCUCUGCGAGAAGAAAAGCAGUUGAUUCGUGAAAUCAAGCAAUUGAAGCAACACCGUGAACAGCUCUCUUCUAAUAUGGGUAGGCAGGAUGAUGUACAGCAGGCUUUAGAUCAGAAAGAGCAGAUUGAAGAACGCUUCAAGUUUCUGAGGAAGGAGCUGGAUAUACUCAGAGACAAUGUUCUGAAAGCUGAAGCUGUCACUAAAGCUGCAAAAAAGAUAUACAAUGAGGAAAAUGAAAAGUUGAAUGAAUUACAAGCUCGGUUUAAAGCUGCAGAUGACAUUCGCCAAGAAGCAUAUGCACAUUUACAGAGCUUGAGGAAACAAUUGUAUGAGAAGACCAAAUACUUUCGGAAGUACAAGGAUGACAUUAACGCAGCUACUGAUUUAGCAUCGAAGGGAAAUAAGGAGGAACUGCAACGACUAUGUGUUAACCAGGUGGGGAAAGUUAUGGAACUAUGGAACAAAGACAAUGAGUUCAGGAAAGAAUACAUCAGGUGCAACACUAGGAGUACAUUGAGGAGAUUGAGGACACUGGAUGGCCGUUCACUUGGUCCUGAUGAGGAACCACCUGUAAUUCCCUAUUUUGUUAAUGAAAGGGUGGCCAGGGAUAACUCUGUAUCCCUGCAGUCAGCUGCGGAACAAGAAAAACAAAAUGUACAAGUGGAAGCUGAAAAAGUAAAGGAAAAAUCCAUCGCGAAAGCUGUGGAACAAAAGAAUGAGACAACUAAAUCUAAAAAGCCUGUGAAACCUGCACCUUUGGGGAGUGGAUUAGCAACUAUUUCUGGCAGAGAUGUGAUUGAAGAAGCAAGAGAAGAAGAGCCUAAGGUGACAAAGGAGGAAGAGGAGUUGGCCAGGAAAGCGAAGGAACUGAGAAGGGAAGAGGAAGCAGCCAAGUUGAGGGAGCAACAGUUGUUGGAGGAGAGGGCCAAGGCCAAGGAGGCCCUGGAGAGGAAAAGGCGAAAUGCAGAGAAGGCCCAAGCCAGGGCUUCUUUAAAAGCACAGAGAGAAGCUGAACAGAAAGAGAAGGAAAGGGAAAAGAAAGCAAGGAAGAAGGAAAAAAGGAAGGUUGGCGCAGUAGAGGCCACUGAUGGUGGUAAUGAAGGAGAAUCUGCUCCAAGCUCAGUAACUCCAACUGAAACUCCCAAGGAGUCUGAAACUGGAGAGAAGGCCUUGCCGGUAACAAAGAGGUCCCAAAGAGCACCACAAUUUAUUAAGCAGCAGACCAAGGCAAAAGCUGUUCCCCCACCUCUUCGCAACCGCAGUAAGAGAAGGAUGCAGCCAUGGAUGUGGGUCCUCCUUGCGGCAUUGGUUGUUUUUGCCUUGUUUUUGGUGGGGAACAGCAGCUUCUCUUUUGAUUUUGGGCUGCUGCAACGGUUUGGUUUCUGAAUACUAUCUCUCAAUACAUCAUAUUAACUAGGUAUCGCUAUAGAGGUUUGGUGAGGUAUUCCGUAGAUAUAUAAGCAAUUCUUUCUUGCUCUUCACAGGAUUUGUUUUCCUCAUAGUUCUAUUGAGUUAACUAUAAGUGGCUUUUUUAUUUCACACACACACACCACAAAAAUAGAUUUGGUUUUCUGUUUAAUUGCUUUUAUUAAAGAACCAGAGACUUUUCGAGUGUUGCUUCCAUAUUAAUAUAAUAAUAAUAAAUAUGGUGAUUUUUAGCUUA
Messenger RNA from Alnus glutinosa, 5110 nucleotides. RefSeq lists its product as uncharacterized. The record is from RefSeq and is a predicted model, not a curated record. The transcript has 7 exons. NCBI's taxonomy places the organism in Eukaryota, Viridiplantae, Streptophyta, Magnoliopsida, Fagales, Betulaceae. The coding region runs from base 364 to 4833 and encodes 1489 amino acids.